AUGCUUUUGAAUAAUAAUCAACAACAGCAACAGGGAAAUCCAAAUGGAGGCAUAUCCUCUUCAUCUUCCUUUAAAAUAGCAACAACCUCUACUUCCACUUCCAACAAUAAUCCCACCAUCAAUACCCAGCUCUCCAACAACAAACCUCCAUUUCCUCUCACCCGAACCAACAACGGGUCUUCUACCACACAACUCAACACACAACUCAACCCAAGAGCAGGCUCAACAGCAAGCCAUUUCCGUACGAGAAGUUUUGGGACGGGUACUCAAAACGAUCUUGACAACAUGAUGAUGUAUCAACCACAACAAGCGUACAAUCGAUAUGGCCAGAACAUCUCCACUUCCUUUACACCCCCAGACACAUUUGACUUGAUGGAUUACGAAUUACUGUUGAUGCAACAUAAGAAACACAUUGAACAACAGCAGCAACAAUCACAAGCAUCCAAUGCAGGUGUCACUUCUCCCAACAAAUUCAAUCUUCAACUUCCUUUGGCAAAUAUGCCUUCCAAUACAACAGCAAAUACCACACCCCGAGGCGCUACGACCACACCCCGAGGUGGAACCACGACACCAAGAGGAGCCACAACACCAAGAAGAGAACGAACAGAUCAAAAUGCAACAGGAGAGGAGGGAGCUGUGAGCGAGGACGAGCCCAUAAGUCCUGCGGCAGCUGAUGAUGCUUCAACUCGUGGUGGUGCUCCACCCAAACUUACUCAGCAAAACAUGUCACAAGCUACUUCCAACAACACGAACGUCACGUCAACAAAUCAACACACUAAUGACUCGCUAUUCCACAAAGUUUUCCCUUCCAAUUCUUCCAAUCAAUCAAAACCUAAACAACAGCCUGUCACACAAAAUCUUGAUUCUCUCUUAACUAUAGAAUUAAAACCAAGGAGAAAUCCUGCUCUUGGAAAUGGAAUGCUCCAAGAAUACAGACCUACCACAAGUCCUCUGGUGAGAUACAUUGCCACAUUUGUUCCUCAUAAACGAGGUGGUGUCCACAAGGUCAAUGUGCCAAUACCUACCAUUUCUGCACAUAGCGGAUCUGGAUCAUCACUUACAUUUACACCAACUGAUUUGAUUCGAAAAGCUCUCGAGUUAUACCGAAGAGAAACUGAUCUAGAACCCAUUUCGAAUGAUGAUAGAGCUUAUCAAUUGAGAGUCGCAGAGGAAGAUGGACUUCCAGAUCUCAGCUGGCCAACAUUAACAAAGGACAAAACAGUUAUUGAACAAUUAGGAAAUGAAAAACUAGUGCUUGUCUAUGACAGAGACUUUCAACCAGUUUCAUCGAGUGGAUCGCUUGCAACUGAUGACGAAAGCUCUUCUAACAACAAAAAUAGAAAGGAGCUCAAUAUCAAGUUCGGAGGUGAUGAAGUUUUCACAAAAUUCAAUUUGGAAGAUAUUAGAUUACAAGUAUAUUUACCCCCAACAAACCAUUCAUGCUCAACUCCCAUUUCAUCAAAUCCCAAUCCAAAUUUAUUUACAACAGCAAUGUCAUCAUCAGCCAAUACUCCACGAAAUUUUUUCAAACUUGUACCAGUAUCUCCAGAAUUAUUGCUCAAAGAUCUUCAAAAAGUACUUUGUCAACGUUUUUCACUUAACGCUAAAAAGUACACUUUACGUUACAUUGGACGAGACAAUGUCGAGCGAGAAAUUAGCAAAAACCAUAGAGACAAAACACUGUAUUCGUUAGGAAGCUUGAUUGAAAGAGUAGUACUUGUAAGAACGGCACCCUAUGAAAACGAUUUUGAGUUAACACCAAACAAGGAUCUUUCAGGAUCUCCAAAUCAAUCCAGCUUGGCUGGAGUCGGGUCACCACCUGCAUACGUCAUUCCAUUCAUGACACCCUAUGACAGUACUGAAAAUGUAUAUCAUGUCAUUAAGACAAACAAGUUUGGAUCAAGGCAAGAGAGAAUUCUUAGCUUUGACUCUGAAAAUAUUUAUAACAGCAAGCCAGCUUCCACAUUCCUUGGAUUUCAAAGCCAUAAAUCCACAAAACAUCCAAAGAGGCCCAUUACUAGUCUCAAGACUGUUGAAUGUGAUCCUGCAAAUCCAAAAUGUUUCACUCUUGCUUUCGAGGAUGAAACAUUAUAUUAUGAAGCUAGAACAGCUGUGGAAGCUGAAACCAUUGUAAAGAGACUUGAACACUUGUUGCUUGUGAAAAACCAUCCAAUGUACAGAAGAAACCGAAAUUCAUUUUCUGCUGCAAGAGCUUUAUCUGAUUUAGCACCAAGAAGGUGA
Molecule: messenger RNA, 2241 nt
Organism: Naegleria lovaniensis
Lineage: Eukaryota; Heterolobosea; Eutetramitea; Acrasida; Naegleriidae
Exons: 2
Coding region: 1-2241 (746 amino acids)
Biological process (GO): TORC2 signaling
Cellular component (GO): plasma membrane; TORC2 complex; cytoplasm
Molecular function (GO): phosphatidylinositol-4,5-bisphosphate binding
Source: RefSeq, a predicted model, not a curated record